AUGGUCAUUUUGUCGAAAGAGCAGCAGCAAGAAGCCGCCGAAACUGGACUUUGGCUUCCACAAUUGGAACGCGAUGCUUGUGGAGUCGGCUUCAUUUGCUCGAUCGAAGGAACCAAGUCGCACAAGAUUUUGGCUGAAUCGCGAACAAUGCUCGAGAGAAUGGCUCAUCGAGGAGCGUGCGGUUGUGACAAUGAUUCGGGUGAUGGUGCCGGUGUUUUGGCUGCAAUUCCAGACGCUUUUUAUCGUGCAGCAGUUAAAGAGUGAGUUUUGGUUUCGGAGAAAAGAAAAGACCGGAUAAAUAUUUUAUACGAGACAAGUGAAAAAAGUGUUCUUUGGUAUGAUAUCACAAUACUUUGAUCCCAAUAAUGUUUUCUAAAGAUAUAAAAAGUCACGUAGAUUGGGACUUCAGAACGUUGGUCAAAUAUCGCUGUCUCAAUUUCAAUCAUUUAACAAAAAUUUGAAAAUCAUGAUUUUUGAAAAAAGCUGAGUUCCCUACAUCAUAAACAUGAGUUUUUUAAAGAAAAAAUCUUUCUCCAAGUUAGGUUCAAAAGCAUAUUUCCAUAAAAUCAUUAUUUUUUCUUUCAGUAUGACCCCCGAGGGAAAAUUGUUCUAAUUAGUAUGGAUUUUUAGCUUUCAACUAUCCUAAUUUAGAAAAAAAAACAGUUCGAAAGUUUAUUCAGGAAUGUUCAAAAAUCAAAAUGUUUUUCAGGACUGAUGGAAUUGAUCUUCCACCAUUCGGACAAUACGCCACAGGAAUUUUAUUCCUCGAGGAAGAUUCCUACAAACAAGCCAAAGAAGCGUUUCAAGAUCUCGCAAGAUCCUGUAAUCUUCGGGUUUUCGCUUGGAGAAAACUUGGCACCAACCGUGAGUGUAUUGGUGAAGAAGCCAAGAAGACUGAACCGCUGAUUCGUCAAGUUUUCGUCACUGCCGAUUACGUUGAAAGCGAUCCAGCCAAAUUUGAGCGGAGUGUUUAUCUUUUGAGAAAGCAAACGGUUCAAAUGUUGAAACAAUCAUUGGAAUGUUAUGUUUGCUCAUUGAGCACAUCAACAAUUGUAUAUAAAGGACAAUUCAAUACUCAUCAAUUAUUCAAAUAUUACGAUGAUUUGACUAACCCAAAUUUUGAAACUCAUUUGGCAUUGGUUCACUCAAGAUUCUCUACUAACACCUUCCCAAGUUGGAAUCGUGCGCAACCCAACAGAAUUUUGGCUCACAAUGGUGAAAUCAACACACUUCGCGGAAAUAUCAAUUUGAUGCGUGCUCGUGAAGGUGUCAUGAAAAGCAAAUUCUAUCGAGAUGAUUUGCAAAAAUUGUUCCCAAUUGUUGAAGAGGUGAGUAGUAUUUUUGUUUUGGAGAAGAUGGAGAAGCGAAAAAAAAUUCACAAUCAUUAUUAUUAUUUUUUUUGAACGGAAGGAAGUCUAUUGAAAGAAGAAAAAAUAAUUAGCUGCGUGAAUAAUAUGAAUAACAGAGAAUAGUACACUUUUGGACAUUUGCCACGUCAUUUAUCAAUGUAGAAAACAUUUCCUGGUUUAGAUGAGCCAGAAGCUAGGAAAAUAGGAACUGAAAGGUCCAGGACCUCAAAAUACACACACAAAACCUAAUUUUGAUCAGAAUUGUAAAAUAAUGACGUUUUUUUUCCAGGGUUUGACUGAUUCCGGAUGCUUGGAUAAUGUGAUGGAAUUCCUCGUUCACGCUGGAAACAGAACACUUCCGGAAGCAGCCAUGACAAUGGUUCCAGAAGCUUGGGAAAAGGAUGAGGAUAUGACAUCAGAGAAGAAACAUUUCUAUCGAUGGGCCGCAAUGAGUAUGGAACCGUGGGAUGGACCAGGUAAAACAUUUUUUUCUUCAGACAUCACUUUUGAAAGUCUCAAAAUGUUAUUGUUCGAGAAAAGUGUGUUCGUGAAAAAUUGAAAAAGCGAAAUUCAUUUAAAAUUCCAUGAAACAAUAGAAUCAUCCCACUGACCAUAUAAUAAAAUAUUGCCGUUUUCCUCUCAAUUUUUCAUCUUAUUUUAGGAUAACAAUAUUCUUCGCCAAUUUAAUUUUCGUCUAAAAUAUGUGUAUUGUUGAUUCUAGAGACUUCUUUGUUCCUUCUAGAGAAUAAAUUGGGCUAGAAAAAUGAGAUGACGAGUGGGAGAAUAAUGUGAAAUUGGAGUGAUUUUUUUCUCUCAUGUUAAAUCGAGGACUAAGAGGAAGAUUGAAAUUUUAUAUGUUGUAAGCAAAUAGGCGUAGUGUUUCAAAUGUCAGAGGGCGAAAAACAAAAAUCAAAUGCAAAAUCUUUCAGCUUUGCUCGCCUUCUCGGAUGGACGUUACAUUGGAGCGAUUCUUGAUCGAAAUGGCCUCAGACCAGCCAGAUAUUAUUUGACCGACGACAAUCAUUUGUAUCUUUCGUCUGAAGUUGGUGUCAACGAUAUUCCGGAUGAGAGAAUUGUCAAAAAGGUAUGUACAGUUGAAAAACACAGGCAAAAUUAUUUAUCUCCAAAAAAGCACGAUUACACAAAAUGCAUCUCUCUCGAUUUAUUGAUGGAAUUUUUUUACACACACACACACACGCUCACAUACACACUUUGGUAG
Messenger RNA from Caenorhabditis angaria, 2568 nucleotides. Lineage: Eukaryota; Metazoa; Nematoda; Chromadorea; Rhabditida; Rhabditidae. The record is from the annotation of a GenBank genome assembly.